Messenger RNA from Dreissena polymorpha, 5677 nucleotides. Its product is annotated as diacylglycerol lipase-beta-like. The coding region runs from base 343 to 2424 and encodes 693 amino acids. Lineage: Eukaryota; Metazoa; Mollusca; Bivalvia; Myida; Dreissenidae. The transcript has 14 exons. The record is from RefSeq and is a predicted model, not a curated record. Gene Ontology annotation, biological process: lipid metabolic process.
UGCUUCUUCAUUGAUAAGCAGCAUACCCUAGCCAGAUAGCAUUUGGCCGCGAUACGAGGUGAAUGUGGUGAGGUUAACUUGAUCGGAUAACUUUACAAACUUCUCUGGAAUAAUUAAUAAGUGCAGAAAGCAGAAGAGAUGAGGAAGUGAGCAUCGUGUGUUUAAAAUUUAAACUUCCAAGAAAUUAUCAUAUUAAAGGAAUACUUUCUGAACAUGUAGUAAAUGUUGUGCCGGAAAUGGAAUUAUAGCAUCUAGAAAUGUGGACCACCAGUGUCCCUCUUGGAUACUGAAGUUUAGACGUUGCAUAUCCAGGGUCGUCGUGACCAAAAUCACGCAUGCGCAAUGCCACAGUUAGUGUUGUUUCACAGGAGUUGGGGGAUCGGAAGUGACGACUUCGUGUUUCCGGGAGCCGUCGACGGGAUUGUUCGAUGUGUUUGGUUGUUGAUCGUGAUUAUCAUGUACUCGUUGUACGCCAAGGACCCAGACGACACGUGCAUCGAUAGCGUCUACCUGCACGUGUACUUCGUGGGGCUGAUCAUCUUUCUACUAGUCACUGCGUGUCUCGAGUUCGCCAUAGCAUACGUCAGCAAGCGGGGAACCAUUGCCGACAGCUCGGGCCGGAAGCAUUUGCCGUAUUUACUCUACAUCCGGUUCGUUGUUGGAUUACUGGAAGUCACGUGGAACGCUUAUGGAACGUGGGUGGCUUUCGAGGCGUCAAAACAUUGCCGUGAUGGUGUUGUGAAUUUAGCGAAAGGAACCGUGAUAGCAGGCUGGGUUGUGUUAUUCAUUGCUGUGUUGACCUGUUUAGUGGUAUUUAACCUAUAUCCCGCUACCAAUAAACCUCGAGCGCGCACGAGACAAUUUAAACGAGCUUCUCGAAGAACGUUUUCUCAGACCAAGAGAUGGGAGAAAAGGUGUCGCUGUCUAUUUUUGUGUGCUCGGAAUGAUACGGAAAGCACGGGCGUGUUUACGACAUUGGCAGAGCUGUGUGCAGACUACUUUAAGGGUACCGAUCUCGUGCCUUCUGACGUCAUAGCAGGACUGAUUCUACUGAGCCGGAAGCAAGAACGCGAACGCCACCAGUUCCGUGUCUAUGUCGACCGCGCCAGUAGCAGACGGUAUACAUCGCUGCCAAAUGAAGACUUCGUCGACGCUGCUGACGUCAGUAACGAGCACGUGACUCGGCCUACGUCAUGGAUGACGUUGGACUUAAUGAGCCACUAUUUGAAGUACGCCCUUGGAAGCUACGGGUGGCCAUUUUACCUCACUCUCACAAAAGGGAUGUGUGGAUUGUGUUCUCUGUGCAUGGCGUGCAGGUGUUGCUCGUGCUUCCGCAAAGAGCGACCGGUGUACUCCGACAAUUGUUGCCAAUGCAACACAGCCGCAUUCGUAAACACGACGGGCUUAGACGAGGAUGAUAUAGUACAUGUCAGCCUUCAUAACGAGAUUUAUGAAAUUCCAUUUUAUGUCGUGAUAGACAAGACGCAGAACGCUGUUGUGAUCGCCAUACGUGGGACUUUGUCGCUAGAGGAUGUGAUUACGGACCUGAAUGUAGACCGAGGCGACCUUAACAUACCUGGCAUCCCGGAAGCGAAGGCGCACAACGGAAUCCUCAGUAGCGCAAACUACCUCCGCAGAACUCUCAUCGAUCAAGAUAUCAUCAAGAAAGCUCUUAGUCGACUUCCGGGUGCCAGCCUUGUUGUCACUGGUCACAGUUUAGGGGCAGGGGCCGCGGCGCUUCUAGCCAUUUUGCUCAAACCAGAAUACCCAGAAGUGAGAUGUUACGCCUUUUCGCCCCCGGGAGAACUUGUCAGCCCGGAAGUGAGCCAGUAUGCGGAAGAUGUCGUCUGCACGGUGGUCCUAGGUGACGACAUCAUUUCGCGGCAGGGCAUGCUCAUGAUGGUUGAUCUGAAGAUGCAGAUUCUCAAGGUCAUCCAAGAGACGAGACUGCCAAAAUAUAAAAUCUUGUCAAGUGGAUGUUGGCGCAUGUGUUGUGGACGGAGCGCCACGUUAGACGAAAACGUGUACGGCCAUGAUGACGUUUUUGACGGCCCAACGAGCGCUGACGCUAACGCAGUCGCAAACGGAAAGAUGUCUCUUAGAUCGAGUUUACAGAUCUCUAUUGAAGAAUGCGAGAAACACCGAAAGGAAAAAAUCCAGAGGAACUACUCAGCGCUUCUCCUGCCGGGCAAGAUUCUCCAUAUAGAGCAAAGCAACGUUAGCGGCGACGAAAAUUUCGUGGCUCACUGGAAACAAAAAGAAGAGUUCACGGAGAUAAUUGUCUCAUCUGAAAUGUUUACGCACCAUUUCCCAGACUCCCUUUUAGACGCCAUUGAUCAACUUCGGGACCGGAAGUAUACUCCUGUGCAUGCGUCAGAUAAACUGGACUUACCGGACGUAAGGUUGACCGUUUUAUCUGAAUGAGCGUUUAAGACCACGCUUAUUACGCUACCCUUUGUGCAAUUUUGAACGAACACGAAAGCAAUUACAUUCACGAACGUGCAAAUGUCCAUGACCGUACAUUAAACUCGCAAUAUGUGCAUCAAAUUCUUUUCGCUUUCUUUUAUCAAAUCAAUCAUUAGAGUGUGACAUGUUUAAGGAUUUAAUUUGUUUUGUCGUUAAGACUAUUAAAAACUAAACAUUAUUAGCGGCAUUUAAGUUAUUCACAGUUAUAAAAAAAAUGUAAAUGCUCUUUUUAGUAUGAGAUUGAUCCUUACACGUUCAAAAAAUUACGUUGAAAGUUAUACAUAACUUUGAUUAAAAAAUUAUCAUAAGUGACAACAAAUAAACAUAUCCUGUAAUAUCGACCAGUCUUACAUAAUUAUAAAAUUAUAUUUAUACCCCUACAAACAAAGUUUAGGGGGUAUAUAGGAGUGAGCUUGUCUGUCGGUCUGUCUGUCGGUCUGUCUGUCGGUCUGUCGGUCUGUCUGUCGGUCCGUAUUAAGUGUCCGCUCUCUAAUGCAAGUUGUUUUCAUCCGAUCUUCACCACACUUGGUCAGAAGUUGUAUCUAGAUGAUGUCCAGGUCAAAUUCGAAUAUGGGUCAUGUCGGGUCAAAAACUAGGUCAAGGGGUCACGUAGUGCCUUUUAAACAUUGAGCAUGGUGUCCGCUCUCUAAUUCAAGUAGUUUUCAUCCGAGCUUCACCAAACUUGGUCAGAAGUUGUAUCUAGAUGUUUUCCGCUGUUUUUGUGAAGACAACAUGCAAAAUAUUCUGUGUCAAUGCGGCAUGUGGGGGUAUUCGUCACGUCUGUGACAAAGCUCUAGUUUGUAUAGUUAUUAUCAAUAAUUGUUUAAAAAUACUAUAUGAUAAUUGUGUAUUUUUUUCGUAUAAUUAAGAUCUUUUUAAAUUAGUUUAUCAAAACAUUACACUAGUUCCCCUUUUAUUUAUUUUUCUGUAUUUAAUGCCUACAGUGUUGUCUUUUCUGUCUUAAAAUUUCAAUCUUAUUUUUUUAUUGUUAACAGCAAAAGUAUACGUAUGUGUCUUGCAUAGCUGAACAUUUUACAUGGCAACAUAAUUUAAAGAAUUCGGGUUUGUUAACUCGUUAUAACCAUUAAAAUGCAUGCAUGGAUCAGUAUUAAUGAAUUGGUCCUACAUUUUUUUAUAAAACGACCCAUUUUCAUGCAUUUUCAAAAUAGCAAUUUUUUAAGAGUAUGGUAUUGAAAAAAAACUUAAUUACAUACAAAUCAAGCACGGCGAUCCCCAUCUUUUAUUUCAUUUAAAUGUGAAACAUGAACAGCAUUUCGGAAAUUAUAAAAUUCUGAAUAUUUUGAUUUCAUGUGCAUCGGGACCAAAGUUGUUCAGGGAAAAGCUCUGGGGAAACUGGGCUUAAUGCAUGUGCGUAAAGUGUCCGCACAGUCAUAUCAGGGAAGACAAUGUCCGCUGUGCGUAAAGUGUCCGCACAGUCAUAUCAGGGAAGACAAUGUCCGCUGUGCGUAAAGUGUCCGCACAGUCAUAUCAGGGAAGACAAUGUCCGCUGUAUUGUUUUUUUCAUUUAAAUGAAGACUCUUCUUAAAGAAAAUCUAGUUGAGGCGGAAGAUGUCGUCCCCGCAUAGGCUAUGCAAAAUGCACAGGCUAACAUUGAAAACGAUUUUACGCACAUGCAUUAAAAUCCGUUUCCCAAACCUUUUCAAAAUAUUUUUAUGAUGUUUUUUUUGCGCAUCACCGUGUUUGCGUAGUUUCAUUUCGGUGAAUGUAUUCAAAAGGGUGAAGAAGUUUUUAAACUUCAAUAUUGCCUGUUAAUUGUGGAUCACAAAAAUUGAAAAAGCAACACUUUGAAACCUCUUUUAACAAAAUUGAAACUACAACGGGCGAAAUACCAGAUGAAGAUGCUGUUCUCUGAUAUUUUACUUACUUACGAUCAAAACAUAAUGUGCAAGGUGCAUUUUUUUGGUAUGGCACAACAAUGUAUUUUUUCAUGGCUGGAGCGGUUGUAAAGUAAUUUUUAACCAAUAAAACCUAUCUCAUUUCAACAUAUGUUACAAUUUUAUGAAAAUAAAUAUUUAAGGUUGUUUGUUCAAAUUGUUUUAUUGUAUUUUACAGAUUCGAAUCAAAUAUGCCUUGUGUAUUCGUGUUAAGCUGUAUGUGUUGAACGGAUUGUGUUUUGUAUGCAAUUUUAUCAAUGUUAAGUUCUUUUUAAGAGAUCUGUAUUGUUCUCUUAGUGCUCUUUAGAAUGAAAUUCAAGUAAACGUGUGCAUAUCUUAUUCGUAUUUAAAAUAUAUUAAAGCAAUAAUAAUAAUAAUAAUACAAAAAUUGUAUUAUUAUCUUUAUUACUUUUAUAAUCAUUAUAUUUUUUAUUAUCUUAUAUAUACGAUUAUAAUGAGCAGUAUUAAUUUUAUGAUUAUCUUAUAAUGUUUGUUGGUGGUGGUGUUAAAGAUUAUCUCAAUUAUUUCCUAUGGUGAUCAUAUAAAUCCAUUUAUGUUGUGUCAGGUUUUAAUGCUAUAGGUAGCUAUAUUCGGGCUCUUAAAAAAUUAUAAUCGACUUUUAUUUUGCUAUAUAUAUCUUGUUCAUAUUUUAAGAUUUGAAUACACUGUUUUUACAAUUGCAAUUUGUGAAAUGUUCGUUUACUAUAAUAAUAAUGUGUGAUUUAAUAUCGUAAACAACGCCUAUUGGUUGGCUUAACCCGUCAAAACAACCGAGCCUCGCUCUGGGAAAACGGGGCUUAAUUCUUGUGCGUAAAGUGUCGUCCCAUAUUAGCCUGUGCAGUCCGCACAGGCUAAUAUGGGACGACGCUUUCCGCUUUUAUAACAUUUUUCGUUUAAAUGAAGUAUCUUCAUACCAAAAUUCCAAUUUAGGCGGAAAGUGUCGUCCCGUAUUAGCCUGUGCGGACUGUACAGGCUAAUCUGGGACGAAACUUUAAGCACAUGCCUUAAACUCCCUUUUCAGUCCGCACACACUAUUGUUUUAAAUGGCAGUUGAGAAAAACGUCAGUGUCAAACCGAGGAAUUGUGACUUUAAUAAUGAUUAUGAAUCGGAACGGCGAAAACUGAACUGCAAAGGUCCUCAUUCCCAGUCAAAUGUGUCAUAAAUGUUUCUUUUUAAGACUUAUGUGCCCGUUUAUUAUUUAUGUGAUACUGUUAUUGAUAUUUGUAUGUCACAUUUAUGUUCACUGCAUUUUGUAUAUGUUGCACACUUUUUAUAUACGUGACAUAUAAUUUGAAAUAAUUAAAUUUAAACACUU